AGGGGACAGGUGAAGCGGCUCAGAGCGGAGGAUGGACAGACGCGAGUUCGUCGCGUCCCUGACGGCAGGAGGUUGUGCCGGGAUGUGUGUUGACCUAAUCCUGUACCCUCUGGACACCAUUAAAACUCGUCUGCAGAGUCAACAGGGCUUCUUCAGAGCUGGAGGCUUCAGGAAAAUCUACGCUGGAGUCCCAAGUGCUGCUAUUGGCUCCUUCCCCAACGCCGCGGCGUUCUUUGUCACCUACGAAUGCUCAAAGUCCCUGCUGGGGUCUGCUGGACUGCUAUCGGCCCCCCACAUGGCACCUGUCACUCACAUGUUUGCCGCAUCACUCGGGGAAGUUGUGGCCUGUCUGAUCCGUGUACCGGCUGAGGUGGUAAAGCAAAGGACCCAGGCCUCCCCAGGAUCUUCCACCUACCACAUGCUGCUGUCUACACUGCAACAAGAGGGUAUCAGAGGCUUGUACAGAGGAUACGGGAGCACUGUUCUUAGAGAGAUUCCAUUCUCUCUGGUGCAGUUUCCUCUUUGGGAAUAUUUAAAGACGCUGUGGACGCAGAGGCAAGGUCACACGCUCUCCGCUUGGCAGUCGGCUGUGUGCGGAGCUGUUGCAGGCGCCGCAGCAGCAUUCGUUACCACUCCGCUGGAUGUGGCCAAGACCCGGAUUAUGCUCGCUAAGCCCGGGUCGACCGCAGCGAGCGGCAACAUCUCCCUGGUGCUCUACGAAGUGUGGAGGAGUCGAGGCUUUUCUGGCCUGUUUGCGGGUACUGUCCCCAGAGUGACCCUCAUCAGCACGGGCGGUUUCAUCUUCCUGGGAGCUUAUGACAAGGUGCGGCGCUCUAUAUUGUCUCAGGCCUCCUGACUGGACUCUUUGUUUGGACAUUACCUGUGCGUGGUGGCCCUCCAUGUUCUCCAAAGAUCUUCCAAUGUAGAAGAAAGACACAGUGCCAACCCACAGAGACUAGUCACUUCCACACAGACUCUUAUCACAUUACUUGGGGGUCCUGCAUUCCAGCUCGCAUUGAUUUUAACAAGCUGCCAUCUUGUGUGUCUUUUACACAUAUCUCUGCCCCACCCUGUCACAUGAGACUACCACAAGCGUCCUUCUGUCCUCCAGCUGUGAAUUACAAUCCGAUAUUAAAGAUGGUCUCUUUUUAUGAUCCAUUUGAGGUUUGCUGGUGUCUUCGGUUCCCGUGAGGGGCCCAAACUGCUCCCCCAUGCUUCCUGUGUGUCAUCAUUUUUAGUGUUUGAUCCCCUAGGCCAGCUCUGCUCACUCAUAUAAGCCAAGCCACCUGUGUCUGAGAGUCACAGGAGAGGGAGGGGGUUUAAUAUCGCUUCAUUCCCACUGGAGCACAGCUGAGCUCAUCCACCUGCAGGAGUGCUAAUUCAACCUUCAGACGCCUUACGCUAGUCCUCAAGGAUUUUGGUCUUAGUUAUUCAUAGUUUAUUAAAU
Molecule: messenger RNA, 1447 nt
Organism: Periophthalmus magnuspinnatus
Lineage: Eukaryota; Metazoa; Chordata; Actinopteri; Gobiiformes; Gobiidae
Gene: slc25a26
Product: solute carrier family 25 member 26
Exons: 10
Coding region: 32-856 (274 amino acids)
Biological process (GO): transmembrane transport
Cellular component (GO): mitochondrial inner membrane
Molecular function (GO): S-adenosyl-L-methionine transmembrane transporter activity
Source: RefSeq, a predicted model, not a curated record